This is a messenger RNA of Debaryomyces fabryi, 1611 nucleotides long. RefSeq lists its product as uncharacterized. The record is from RefSeq and is a predicted model, not a curated record. Lineage: Eukaryota; Fungi; Ascomycota; Pichiomycetes; Serinales; Debaryomycetaceae. The transcript has a single exon. The coding region runs from base 1 to 1611 and encodes 536 amino acids.
AUGUACCGUCUGGUUUACGAGACCAUUGCACGGACCCUGGGCCAUUCAGUGGCCACGUCCACGGAGCAUUACGGCACGAUUGCCAAUUAUCCGCCCUCCGUCAACGCGGCCGACGUGCUCCGGUCCCGUCAUUUGGGCCAGGUCUGGCAUCGGCUGGGGUUGCGUCGGAAGUUUCUUAAUUUCGAGGGUGAGGUUGUUGAUCCUGUGCCUGAUCCUGUUGAUGUGGAUGUGGAUGUGGAUGUGGAUGCAGAUGUGGCAUCCGAUCUUUCAAUUGGCCCUGGUAGUCCUGUCUCUGAAGACGUUGAAGAGGUUGAACCUAUACGCGGUGAUAUUGGCGGGAAUCCUGUCUAUGCUGAUGAUGAAGUUGAUUCUAUUUCAGAUAUGCUUAUGGAGAUUCCUCGCAUAUAUUAUAAUAGGGCUGUAGGUUCUGCAGAUCCCACCCCGGCUCCUUCUGCAGCUCCUCCAUCCCCAGUGCCUUCUCGUUCACCAUCCCCAGCUCCUGUUCCUGAUCCUGUUCCUGAUCCUGUUUCUGCUCCUGUUUCCGUUGAAGAUGUUCCAGCAGCUCCUUCUCAUCCUCCAGUUCGCUCUUCCCUGGCUCCCAUCAGUGCCCCUCCAGUGUCUGUUUCUUGGAACAAUUCCACCCUCUCCCCAAAUCACGCUACGUCGUCCCCUUAUGUUCACCAGCUCCCAGGCUAUCGUCCUCCCUUCUCACCUCCCUACCACGCACCCGUUCCUCCAUAUUACGCUCCUGCUUCUUCUGAGUUCGCUUUACCUCCACAAGAUGCAUAUCUAGGCGCGCCGCUAUAUGAAGCGCAUGUGUCGCGGGAAGUGCUUCUGGAAGCGAGAAAACGCCAUAGCCGAGAAAAACGGGAAAGAAAAGAGAGAAAAAUGGAAAAGAAGAGGAAAGAGAAGGAAAAGAUCAGUAAAAGAGAGGAAAAUAUCAGGAAAAGAGAGGAAAAGAUUAGAAAAAGAGAGGAGAAAGAAAAGAUAAGGAAAAGCGAGAAGCGAGAGAAAAAAGAAAGAAAACGGGAAGAGGAGAAAAGAGAAAAGGAAAGAGCGGCCCUAGCGUCCCCUGUCACGCCCGUAAAAACCCUAAAAGUCAAAGAUGUCCAUCUAUAUCUGUCUGCAACGAGAGGGCCGUUAUACCGUAGCGAAAGCCCAUCAGGGCCCUCAGGCCCGUCAGGAAGUCCUCGAGCCAUGCCAUCGGGUCCCCCAACGCCGAAUCUGAGUGCCAGGCGGGUGUACCCUCUUAUCUCUCAAUCGAGCACGCAAAGGCUGGCCAUUCCUGGGUCCUCUUCCCAUCCAUCGCGAGUGCAAAAGCCGCCUCCCAGCUCGCGCUCUUUAGGAUCGCCGCCCUUGUUUCCCGAGACGCCACGCCGGUCCUUGCUUUCUCCCCAGCAUCUCCGCCAAAGAAUAACGGAGAGUUUGCAGGCAUCGCCAUUGGGAAGGUUCUUUGCGCCAGGUUCCCCCAAAAGUGGUUCUGCUCGGAAAGGGCCGAAGAGCCGAAGAUCCUUAAGCAAGAUUAAGCAAGAUCCGGUGGUUAUUUCUGAUCUGGAUGAUCUGGGGCUGGAAGAUCUGGGGCUGGAUUAUCUGGGGCUGGAUGAAGAUUAG